Penicillium taxi is the source of this 870-nucleotide messenger RNA. RefSeq names its product TMEM53 family protein. Lineage: Eukaryota; Fungi; Ascomycota; Eurotiomycetes; Eurotiales; Aspergillaceae. The record is from RefSeq and is a predicted model, not a curated record. The transcript has a single exon. The coding region runs from base 1 to 870 and encodes 289 amino acids.
AUGGCUACUAAACCAGUGCCAUUCCCCGGCUUCACGCCAAUCACUGAUCGGGUUUAUCUUCGCAAUGAUGAGAGGGUCAAGCCUGUCCCAGCAGAUGAGCCAACUACUAUCGUGAUUCUUGGCUGGGGUGAUGGCAUGCCAAAGCACGUUUCCAAGUACUCGGACGGCUUCCAUGAACUCUUUCCAUCCUCACGGAUCAUCGUUGUACUAUCAAGUACGAUGCAAGCAUCAAACCAACAGCUAGAAGCUAGGGUUGAAGCUAUGAAACCCGUGAUUGAUCUAGUCUUCCCAACUCCAACCGGCGAUGGUACCGACGAGGAGAGAGUACUUUUCCAUGCCAUGUCCAAUACUGGCGGUAUCUUCCUUGCAGCAGUGGCAGUUGCAUAUCAGCGACGACAUGGUACUGACAAGACUCUCCCGCAUCCGCUUCUCGUUUGUGAUUCAACUCCUGGAGGUCUGAACUUUGCGUCCCAGGUCGGUCGCUGGUCACGAGCGAUGGCAGUGGGAACAGCUAAGUUCUUCCCUUGGCCCUUUAUCGUCACGCACGCCCUGUGGUAUACGUUCCUCUGGGCCAAUUGGGCAUGGGAGCGGUUACGCGGCCUUGAGCCCUCAGGAAAUUGGGCCACGCGAAUCUUGAAUGAUCACGGCAUAGCCUCGACCGAUUCUACCAGGCUCUAUCUCUAUUCGAAGGAAGAUCAGAUUAUCUGGUGGGAAGAUCUGGAGGCCAAUGCCGCUGAAGUGAAGAGACUGGGCUACCCGGUUGAGAUGGAGUUGUUUGAAGGCUCUCUACACGUCGGACAUGGAAGAAUGCACCCUGAUCAAUAUUGGACGAAGAUUUCCAAUUGUUGGAAAGCGACCCAGUCUAAAUGA